Messenger RNA from Strongylocentrotus purpuratus (purple sea urchin), 1287 nucleotides. Its product is annotated as alpha-(1,6)-fucosyltransferase-like. The record is from RefSeq and is a predicted model, not a curated record. Gene Ontology annotation, biological process: protein N-linked glycosylation. NCBI's taxonomy places the organism in Eukaryota, Metazoa, Echinodermata, Echinoidea, Camarodonta, Strongylocentrotidae. The transcript has 7 exons. The coding region runs from base 1 to 1287 and encodes 428 amino acids. Gene Ontology annotation, molecular function: alpha-(1->6)-fucosyltransferase activity.
AUGGACAAAUUGUACAAGUUGAUGCUGUCGAUGACGACAGCCUUGCUUAUCGUCAGCUUCAUCGUACUAAGCCAAUCUCCUUCGUCUAACCAGCACAGUAAGCCUUCCGAGCAAAGCUCACGUAGCACGGAGCUCCACAAUGACAGUUUACAGAACAAAGACAUCAAGAAACAUGCCCAAGAACAAAAGUACAUCAUGUCGGAUGACAACACUCCGAGUCGAGGAGAUGGAAGUUCAUCAUGGAAACAAAAUGAGUCGAAGAAGCUCUCAAAUCUUAUACAGCAGAGACUUCACUUCAUUCAGAACCCUCCAGAUUGUAGCAAGGCCAAAAAGAUCGUGUGCAACUUUAAAGUGAGAUGCGGGUUCGGUUGCCAGACUCAUCAUUUGUCGUUCUGCAUGAUAAUGGCAUACGGCACUGGAAGAACGCUCAUCCUUGAGUCCAAGGGGUGGGACUAUGCGAAGGAGGGAUGGGAAAAGUUCUUCCGUCCUCUCAGUGAGAAUUGCCUUGAUCGAAAAGGAGAGACCACCGGCAAGUGGACAACUCCUGAUAAAAAUAAAAACAUCCAAGUGGUGGUACUUCCCGUCGUACACCGGUUAUCUCAGGACCUAAGGCCGGACUUCCUGCCAUUUGCAAUCCCAGAAGACAUCUCAGAGAGACUGGAAAGAGUACAUGGUAACCCCGCCGUUUGGUGGAUAGGUCAGAUCAUGACCUACAUUCUGAGACCACAGCCUCAACUCCAAGAAUUUAUGGACAAUGAGACAGCGGCCUUAGGAUUCACACAUCCGAUCGUUGGCAUUCAAGUGAGGCGGACAGAUAAACUCAGAAAAGAAGCCAAAUUUCACGCUAUCGAGGAGUAUAUGGUCUACGCCGAAGAAUUCUACGUGGAAUUGGAGAAGAGACAAGAAGUGCCGGUCAGGAGAAUCUUCUUAGCAACAGACGAGGCCAGACUGCUCGAAGAAGCCAAGAAAAAAUAUCCUGGUUAUGUGUUUGUGAGUGACAAUAAUAUAUCUCAGUCAGCCAAAGUAUCAACACGACUGUCAGAGGAAUCUUUUAUGGGUAUCAUCGUUGAUGUUUAUCUUUUGGCUCGUUCGGAUUUUCUCGUUUGCACGUGCUCCUCAAAUGUCUGUCGACUAGCUUACGAGAUGAUGCAGCAUAACUAUGUGGAUGCUUCAACCAAAGUCCGCUCCCUUGAUAGGGAAUACUUCUUUCAUGGUCAGACUCCAAAUAGCUUAGGCAAAAGAGUCAAGAUGCCUAUGUAUGAAGGGGCUGAGAACGUUCCCUUGUAA